GCCAAUCGCCAAUAAACCUCAAAGAAGAAGAGGAAGGAGCGGGAAUUUUCCGAGCAUACAUUGAACGCAUCAACAUUAUCCACCGGAGCAGAUUCAUCAGAAAGUCGUCCAUCGUUUUAUUAGAAUCAAGAAGAAUUAAAAGCAACAAUGAAUGUCACUCAUGAAAUACAAUUGCUGGUGCAGGAGAUUAACCGCCUCGGCAGUAAAAAUGCUGAUGGUCAAACCAGCGUGAAGUUUGGGGUCUUAUUUAAUGACGACCAGUGUGCCAACAUCUUCGAGGCUUUGGUGGGCACCCUGAAGGCCGCCAAGAAGAAGAAGGUGGUCAAUUUCCAGGGCGAGUUGCUUCUGCAAGGUGUCCACGAUAACGUUGAUAUCAUCCUGCUCCAGGAAUGAGGCUAAAGUUUGAACCAGAUGGCCUUCUAGUGACUCACUGAGUCCUCUCAAAUACUGAGCUUCUGCAGUGUACCAGCUUGUUUUCAGUUAUCUUCCGUCACGUGCAAGGCUCAGUAUUUGAAUUCAAACAUAAUGACCAAGCAAAUAAGAUCAAACAGUACACUUACAGGCUCAGCUGGCAUGUCUGCAUAUGAUUUAAUUUGAUUUCACUGUGCCAAACAGUAUCACAAAAACUAAUUUGAGAAUAUUUUAGGUUCUCGGGGACUGAAUUACGGCCAUAUUCAUAGUUUCAUAUGACAAGGACAAAUGGUGUUUCUCUCUUUCUCAGGCGCUGCUGUUUUAUCAACCACGGGUCUGAAAUGUCAUUUUGACAUACGCUUUUAAGACUACGAGCGCACAAAUCAGGAAUGUAAUUCUUUGUGUAACGCAUUCAUUUGGGUAUAUUUUGUUUUAUUUUUGGGAGAAAUUACGGUAUAAGGUAACUAUCACAACCAAAUGCCUCUCUUGAUGGUAUCAGUGUCAGGAUUAAGUAGCACAGAACAAGACACUGGCUAGAUUUAGCAACUUUGACAAACUUCUUCACAUUUUUAAUUAGAGCCCUCUGAUCUUGACAAAUUGUUUGUAAUGGGUACUUGUUUUUAAAGCUGCACUAGUCUCCCUUAUCAGUCUCAAGUGGCAAUGGGAGUUAAGAUCUUAUUACCUUAAAUUCAUGUAAUGUGUUUUCACGUUAAAUCUAGUGCAGCUUUAAGACAAUGGGUAGUGUGUUUCCACGCACAGUGUCAACAAAUGGCAGUUCCAUUUAUUUACAUGAGCCAUUUCUACUACCUCUUGUGGACUUUGUAAAAAGACGCUAUUAGACCAGUGCUUUUGGAACUAUGAGAACAAUUCCUUCAUAGACAUUACAAAGACAAGUGCAUUUCAAGAAAGACUUUUGCACCUUUUUGUACUCGUUGCAAUCUGCUAGAGUAGUUUUUAUUCCAUCUUUUUACAUGUGGUGUGGUCAAUAGUGAAUUUUCUCUGCUAAACAAACUCCAAAACCUGCCUUUCAUAAGAAACAGUUGAUGAGCAAAUGGCGAAUGUAUUUCUCGUGCAAUUUUUAUUAGUGUAUAAUAAUUACAGGGUGAUUGGUGCCAAAUGCUAAAAGAUGAAUUUGUGAUGUUUCUCAGGACCAAAUCAACACAACCAAAAUAUGUUUAAUUGUCCUGUAGCUUAAAUUAGGUGUCUAACCUAUGACGCAAGUUGUGCAUUUAUAGUUUUUUUUUUUUGUUUUAUUUUUAUUUACCACGAUUUAUUCUGUACUGUAGGUCAAAUGAUACUUGCAGAUCAGGCGUGCCUACUUUGGUUCUGCUUGGUUUACCACCAUCAAAACUCAUCACUUCUUGUUUUAUUGUGUCAAAGGUCCUUUUUUUGUUUUUUUUCAUUUUGCUGAACAAGCACUUUCAGCUUGUGGUGUGGAGGUCCAAAGUGGUCAAAAUUAAAAUGAAUUAAAAUACGACAUGAAGUGAAUAAUAAUAUGAACAAAUACAGACAAUAUGUAGUAAAACAUGUAAUAAUCCAAUUUCCUUUUAAGACUCUGAUCAGUGAACUCCACAAUAACAUUUUAGGUAAUUUCUUAUUUAAUUAGGCUUUUUAUUUUUAUUUCAAAAUGACAUUUUUCCAAGUGACCCAUUUUAUUUCAAAAUCUCACUGUUGAUCAUAAAGAAUUUGGCAUGGCAGAUACAGCUACGUGAUUGGCUGUUCACUCAUUCAGAACAAGCAUCAGCCAAUCCCAUACCUGGCUCUGCCCUGUUUGCCCAUUUCAUCACAAAAACUUUGUGAUGAAACGUGGCUUUGAUUAGUUAGCAAAUUGCAAUUUUAAAUAAAAUACUUUUGUAAAGUAACCUGUAAAACAAUCCUAUUUUGAUUGAGUUUAAACUGUACUGGAAUAUUUAACAAUUUAAUGGUUCAAAUUGUCAUUUUGUCUUUAUUUAUAUAAUUCAUUCACAUAAUACAUUUCACAGAAUCUUAUUGAUUUAAUUUUGACCACUUUUUUUGUUUGAUAAGUGGCUGGAGGUAUUUGGAUGCAAGAAGAAAUAUUUGUCUUAGAUAAACACUAGAAGGACCAACAAUCUCCAAAUGUUUGGCUGAAUGUAACAUCUCCUACGUGGCAGCUUGUGUGCUACUCUGUCAUAAUAUCAAGCAUUAUAUAUCACAAAGAAGAGAGGCAAGCGAUCGCCGGGUGCCUCAUCUGCAAGUUUUAUAAGACCCUGUUCACAUUCACUGCUGUUGUAUUAACCUUCCUGAAUCUUUUAGGCUCAGGUGCUGGCUGUUUUUCUUCACUUUGACUUGAAUUAUGUGAUUUUUUUUUUUUUUUUCUUCCUGAACCAUAUAGGAGAUUGUGCUCUAAACAGCAUUAGUGACAUACUAUAUCAUGGAUAAAAAAUUUGUCGAAAUCAGGAAAACGGAAUGAGCUUAAUCAUAUGCUAAUUAUGAAUGAAGCUGAAAUGAAGCCUAGAUAACAAAAUGUAACCAUCAGAAUACAAAACAAUAGGCUAAGUAGAGGUCGGAAAAGUUAUGGAAAUAAUGGAGAAAAAGCAAGAGUGAGGAUAAACCAUGCUGCUUGCAUCACUGUCAUCUAGGGUUAUCCUGCUGCGUGUUGCACUGGAGUGAGCUGAACAUAAAUGCAAAUUACAGCACAAGUUAACACUUAGCAGGAGGAGAAAGUUAUCAUUAGAGCGGUCCCAAUACCUCGAGCCCUUUCUGUGAACUAUUGGGAUACCUGCAUGAUGUGUUCAUGUGUGUCAUUACUGUCUUUUUGUAUUGGCAAUAACACAUUCCUAAAAUAACAAAGGUUUCUGUUACUGUGGAAUACGCUGCGAGAAAUAAAAUCUUUACACUUGAAGCCUUGAA
Molecule: messenger RNA, 3282 nt
Organism: Sander lucioperca (pikeperch)
Lineage: Eukaryota; Metazoa; Chordata; Actinopteri; Perciformes; Percidae
Gene: abracl
Product: ABRA C-terminal like
Exons: 3
Coding region: 148-393 (81 amino acids)
Biological process (GO): regulation of actin filament-based process
Source: RefSeq, a predicted model, not a curated record